Molecule: messenger RNA, 3169 nt
Organism: Halichondria panicea
Lineage: Eukaryota; Metazoa; Porifera; Demospongiae; Suberitida; Halichondriidae
Product: E3 ubiquitin-protein ligase TRIM71-like
Exons: 1
Coding region: 634-2796 (720 amino acids)
Biological process (GO): protein monoubiquitination
Molecular function (GO): zinc ion binding; ubiquitin protein ligase activity; protein binding
Source: RefSeq, a predicted model, not a curated record
UUCAACUAGCUGCAGAGGUCUAACUUAGCUUGACCUAAUUGAUCACUUAGUGCAAACUAUUAUUCACAGAUUCAACAUUCUUGUAUACUCAAUUUCUAGCGAAGUUGCUAUUUAAUAGAAGCAUCCCUAGCCUCCUACAAGGCCUCCAUCUUCAGUGCGGCCUGGGAUCAAGGCAUCUCAUGCCCAGUGCUCAGGGAGAUAUCAAUGUUGCUACCAAGUUGUGUAGAAUUGUUGUACAUACAAUUACAUGUACUUUCAUAUUGAAAGAAAGUGUGGGCCAGUGUUGAAACAAAAAAGUGGGCGUAUCUGGUCAGAUUUAUAAAAAAUGGGCGUAUCUGGUCAGAUUUAUAACAUUGUGUAAUGGAUGUACCAGUACAAGGUACAGGCAAAACUGGCUUGUUGGGCAUGGGAUCUAUAUAUCUAGUUUAUAAAUAGUAGGUAAGUUUUUUCAACUAGCUGCAGAGGUCUAGCUUAGCUUGACCUAAUUGAUCACUUAGUGCAAAAUAUUAUUCACAGAUUCAACAUUCUUGUAUACUCAAUUUCUAGGGAAGUUGCUAUUUAAUUUUUUAUAUUAGAAUAGUUUCAUGCUUUUAUAAAUGUUGUACAAAUGCAUUCCCCAGAUCUUAACUAACGAUGGCCGAAGGACCUGAUCCAGUUAUUGCUGAUCUCGAGCAAGAGGUGACCUGUGGCAUCUGUCAUGACCGCUACCAGGAGCCAAAGCUGCUCCCUUGUUGUCACUACUACUGCAAGCAAUGCAUCCUCACACUCUCCAGUCGCUACCCACCCAACCAGCCGUUCCCCUGCCCCGACUGUCGUGAGCCCACUCUAUUGCCAGACAACAACCCUGACAGACUGCCCACUGCGUUCUUCAUCAACCGGAUGAAAGCACUCUACUCGAGGAUGGAGAAAGCCCACGGAAAAUUGGAGGCCACUUGUGAAAUGUGCUCUGGGGGAAAGGCCACUGCAUUCUGCCGACAAUGUGUCAAUUUCAUCUGUGAAGAUUGUGUGAAGUCUCAUAAACGAUUGAGAGUAUUUGCCGGACAUGCCAUCUCCACUCUGGACGAGCUUAAACAGGGCGGAGUGAAAGAACUAACAUUCGAAAGCCCACCACCCCCAAAAUGCGAAGAUCAUGAGGAGCUAAAAAAGAUUUUUUGUUUCGAUUGCAACAAGCUCAUCUGUCGAGACUGUAUCGUUAUUGAACACGCUGGACACAAUUAUGAAUUUGUCAAAAAAGCCGCCCCCGCAACUCGCAAAAAGCUGACGGAGCACCUCUCCCCACUCAAGAACCUACUGCCUGAUCUGAGCACCGCUGUGAAUCAAGUGAAAGGAACUAAACAGAAGAUCCAGGCUCAGAAAGAACUGACAGAGAGACAAGUGAAUGCCAAGUUCCAGGAGCUACACGAUAUUCUCGAUCGAUGCAAGGUCCGUGUUUUACGAGAAUCUUCUGCUUUGGCUGAUUCAAAGAUGGAGAAGCUGACGAUUCAAGAGAAGGGUCUGGACCUGUCCCUGGGCACUGCUCAGAGUUUGAUUGACUUUGUAGAGCGUACACUGGAGAAUGCAAGUGAUGAAGAGCUGAUUACGAUGCAAGAGCAGGUGGUGAGUCGAAUCGAUGCCGAGGUGGUGAAGCGAGGGAAGGAAGCAGCCAAUCCUGAUCCAGUGGAGAAAGAUGAUUUUGGAAUUGAAGUGUUUGUUUGUGAGGAUCUCAAGAAGUUGUGUGAGAACAAUGUUAUUGUGUGUGAAGGAAAGCCGAUUGUGAAAGGAGACGGUAUCAAAACAGCUGAAGUUGACAAAUGUGCAAGUCUGAAUGUCUAUAUCAGUUCAAAACAAGGCAAACCACAAGCAGUACUGAAAUCGCUAGUUGAUCAAUCGACCCAACAAUUGCAAGCAGUGUCUUUGAUGGGUGGAGUGUACAGCGUUGAGUACACCCCUAGGGUACGUGGUCGACACCACCUCCUGAUCUCAGUGGACGACCAGCCCAUACCAGGAAGCCCCUUCUCUGUGUUCGUAAAAAUACCCCCCACCAAGCUGGACAAACCAGUGAAGCAGAUAAAAGGAAUCAACAUCCCUGUGUAUAUGGCAUUCAACUCAUCAGAAGAACUGAUUGUAACUGACUUUCUUGGUGAUGUUUUGGUGUUUGACAAAAAAGGAGAACAAAUUCAAAGUAUCAGCAAAUCAAAGCAUGGGUUUGACGGUAUCUGUGGUGUGGCAGUAGACAAGGAAGACAACAUCUAUGUCUGUGAUAGCAUAAAACGCUGUGUGUACAAGUUCAACAAAAGAGGAGAUCUGCUAAAGAGGUUUGGGACGAAGGGAAGUGGUCCAAAGGAACUCAACUUCCCUCGAGGGAUAGCAGUCGCUGGUGAUCAAGUGUUUGUGUGCUAUCAGAAUAAUCACAGAGUCCAAGUGUUGACGACAGAGCUGGAGCCAGUCAAGCAGAUUGGUUCAAUAGGAACUGGUAAUGAGCAUUUUAACGAACCAGAGGAUGUUGCAGUGGACAAUGAACAAAUGGUGUAUGUCACUGACUGUAGUAAUGAUCGUGUUCAAGUGCUCACUAUGGAUGGUCGGUUUAUUCGCUCGAUUGGAAAGAAAGGAAAUGGACAAGGAGAUUUGUAUGGCCCUCGCGGUGUGUGUGUCACUGGUUUUGUUUAUGUUGCUGAUUAUCGUGUAUCAGUGUUCACUAAAGACGGCCAGUUUGUCACAUCAUUUGGUAAUGGUCAUAUCACUUCUCCUCGUGGAGUAGCUGUGGACAGUGAUGGUUUUGUUUAUGUGCGCAGUGAAGGAUCUGUUGUUAUAUUUUAGUUAUUAUUUGUGUGUGUGGGCAGUAGCAAUCUGUGUUUUAUGUGUAUGUAAUAAUUUACUUUUGAUUGAGAAGCAGUUAGUUCUACUGAUGAUCUUUACCUGCCUGCUGCCUAUUUUGGUUUGUGAUUGUGUUAUGAGGAUCUUUACCAUCUUAUUACAAGUGAAAAUGGACAAGUACCUAGCACACUCUGUAUCUGAAGCUGCAUCAGUUGCAUGGACCCAUUACACAACUACAGAGAGAGCAGAGCCACUGCUUGCGAGACUCCACUAUCAAUCAGAUCUCAAUAACCUCACUAAAAGUGACAAUCUCAAUGAACAAGAUGAAGUUACCGGUACCCACUGAUGACCAACCAAGCUCUGAAGAUGGAUAAUU